UCGUGGCCAACAGCACGUGCUAACCGAGGCGCGCGUGCAGCAAAAAAUCCAAAAAAUACACAACGGCAGCUGUGGUGGCCAGCAACAACAACUACGGCAUCGGGCGGAGAGCAGCCAUUACAAGAACAACACAAGCCACACAUACAACACAGCACACACACACACACACGCUUUGCUAACGCAACAACCAAGGCUUUGGGCUAGGCAAAGAGGAGCGCGGGGAGAGCGGAGAGUAUCUAACUCAAGUGAAAUUCAGGCGGGUGAAGAAGAGGAAGCAGCAGGACAAUACACCAAUGCAGGCUAACUGCCUGAGCGUGUGUGAAAGAGCGCGAGCGAGGGGGAGUGAGUGUUAGAAUGCGACAAUAACCUAACUGUAAGCUGCACCUUGUUAUUUGCACCUAAACUGUUUUUUUUUUGCUACAACAAGUAACCAAAGUUGAUUUGCCAACACAAACGUACGCGCUAAUGCUAUUUACGCAAAUCAAACUGAACAAGGGAGGGAGGAAGAAGCAGAGCAUGCGAAUAAGUAGGCAACACAAGAAUUAGAAGCAGCAGCCGCAGCAAAGCAGCGCAAACAGGAUACUUAAAAUAUAAAGGCAAAUACACACACAGACACACACACACACACACACACGCUUGUGCCCCAAAGGAGGUUCAUAUUUUUGGCCGAGAAAAGAAAGCAACCGCACGAAAUAAAUAUAAAAUAAACCCGACAACGCUGAGGUGUGCGGCCCAAAGGCAAGGCAAGCAAACAGAGCCGCAAAAAGAAAAGCAAGAGCGAAGCAGAAUCGGAAUUGGAAUCGGAAUCAGAAAGAUGCCAAAAUGCUGGACGGAGAUUGAUGCUGGCUGCCGACGAGGAGCAACUACCAGAAUAACAACAACAGCAGCUGCAAUAACAAAAACAAGGCCAAGGAAAACGACAACAACAUCAGCAGUGACAGCCGCCAAGUGUGAGCAGACGAGCGACUGCGAUUGAGAUACAUUGUUUCCGCCAAAUCUCGACGAUUAAGUCAUGAACGCACUCGAUACGAAUAAACAAUUUCUGAGCGUCUCCCAGGACCAUCAGCAUCAGACGACCUCGGUGGCAGACCGGCGGAGUCGCUCCAGAUCGGAGCGUGCCUCGAGCCUGGCCCUGCCGCUCAACUCCCUCCUGGACUUCUACGACAAGCAGCAGGAGCAGUGCAAGUCAGUCACCCUGCUGCCACUGCCCAGCAACUGCAGCCACAUCGGGGACGGGAGCACCAUCUCCGCCAGCAACAGCAUCGUGCGGCGACACUCCUCCCACUACUAUCCCAUGCUCGAGGACAAGCAGACGCCGUCGCAGCUGCCCCAGGCAGCCACCGAAAUGCUUGUAAACAUGACGGAGCAGAAAUAUGGCCAGUCAUCGCACCAGGGGGCGGGCACGGCCAUCGCAGGAGGCAGGCAGUUCCACCAGCUGAUCCAGCAGCAACAGCAGCGGGUGGACACCCCGGUGACGCCCCCACCGCCCAUUCCGCGACGCCUUCUGCGCGGCAAAUCCGCCUGGCAAGCGUCCACGCCCCACCCACUUCCACUUCCUCCCUCGGCUGGCGGACAGGAAGGCGCCCAUGGCACGGGCACUGUGUUUGUUUAUCCGCAGCCAGCAAACGUGACCACAGAGGCAGUGGCUCGAGGAACGGGCGACGGAGGAGGAGUAGCCGGGCUACAAUCAGCGCUGCUUGUUGACAUAGCCACACGUCCUGCGCCCGGAUAUGCGGAUGCCGAUGGGAUUUCCGAUGACGACCGCAUGAGCCUGGAGAACUCCGUGUUUGACGAGUCGCUAACCUCCACGCCCGUCAAGGUCGCCGGCUAUCUGGCCGGACGCUACUCCGGACUGAGCCACAUGGCCAAGCGGGCGCAGCGCUCGUCCAGCAGCACCGUGGACUCGGCCUACGGCUCAUCGCUGGGCGGGCACAGCGAGCGCUUCGCCAGCAGCUCCACCAGCGUGGACUUUCGCAGUCGCUUCUCCUCGGUGGACACGCAGUCCUCCCUGGACGAGAAGCCCCUGUCCAGCUCGAUUGACUCACCUUUGGCCAGGGAUUCCAGGGAUGCGUACCGAGAUGCCAUGCACAAGCUGAACAACAAUAAUACCAGCCUGGGAUUGCCCCUUUAUCCGGCCAGUAAUAAUAACAACGGCAGUAACAGCAGCAUCGGAGGGGGAGGAGGAGCUGAUAGCUCCAAGUUACCAGUGGUACCUGCCCGUAAGCAGCCACCACCCCUGAAGGCCAGUGGCAACAGCAACAACUCGGUGGGUGAGACCCAAUCCCAGAGCUCCUCCUCCAAGGAACCCAGCAGCGUCUCGGCCUCGGCCUCCACUUCGUCCGCUGCCUCGGCAGGAUCCAGCACCAUUUCCAGUGGCACCAUGUCGUCCAUGUCAGGGCCAUGCACAGGGGCUUUGCCGUCUAGCGACUCAACUACCAAACGUCCAGGGCCUCCGGAGCCACCAUUGCGCCAGGCCACUGUCUUCGAUCAGGUGGUGGAUUCGGGCUCACGGGGUCAUCCGCCUCCUCCUUUGACAGUGCGAAAUAAAUUGGGCCGCAACAACAAGCCGCCGCCCAUCACCUAUCCACGGAUGCAGCAGCGCCAGGACUCCACUCUGUCCAGCGAUAGCUAUUCGAUCAGCUCCAGUCCGGGCUACAACUCCAAGCUGAUGGAGGUGCCACUGCUGGGCUCGGGGCGCAAGUCCAAUGCUCCCGGCUCCGCCCAGCGACAGACUCCUCUCAUGGACUUGGCACCAACGCGAUUUUUGGGAGGAUCCACCUCGGCAAGUGGCAAGCAGCCUCCCGCCGUGCCGCCUCCCAGGGGCAGGAUCAACUUCCGGCAGGACUCGACCAUCUCGAGCGACAGCUUCAGCCAGACGUCCAGUCCGGGCUACAAUCCCAAGCUCAUGGAGGCGCCGCUGCUGCCCUCCUUGUCCGCCAAGCGAUUGUGCAGUGCUCCUGCUCCGAUUGUCUGCCGCCAGGGAGUACAGCACGAGCCCAUUGAGGAGCUGGAACCGCCGCAGACGAUCUCGCCGCUCCACAAGACGGCUGGCCAGCCCAGCAGCCUGCAGACCAUCGUGCGCUUCCAGAACGGAGCACCGCACACCAUGUCCUUGCAGCACCAGAUUAUCAACCGGCGCAAGAGCUCCAAUCCGUACAUCACCAACGGCCGCUUGAAGUUCCGCCUCUUCCAGAUCCUGAUCAACGCCUUCGCCCUGCUGGCCAUCGCCGGGGGCCUGGCCGCCUACUUCAAUGCCUAUCCAACGAUCAAGUUCGUCAACAAGACCAUCAUCAAUACGAUCCACGUGGAGGACACUACGAGCUUCGGCAAGAAUCCAGCCCCGGGCACUUGCCUGCCCAUCAUCGUGCGCUUCUGCCAGGGUCCCCAGUUCCCCUACAACUACACCGUGUUCCCCAACUACAUCGGCCACUUUGGGCAGCUGGAGACGCAAACGGACCUGGACUCCUAUGAGGCCCUGGUGGAUGUGAGGUGCUACGAGCUGGUGUCCCUGUUUCUCUGCACGCUUUUUGUGCCCAAGUGCGGGCAGAGCGGCGCCACUGUGCCCCCUUGUAAGACCCUCUGCACGGAGACGAUGCGCCGCUGCGGCUUCUUUUUUGACGUGUUCGGAUUGAGUCUACCGGAGUACCUGAACUGCAAGCUCUUCAAGGACUUUCCCAGUCCCGAGGACUGCGUGGGCGUGGACGAGGUGCGAGAGGUGAUGAAGGCCGCCACGCACCCCAAGUGCGAUGGCUUCCAGUGCGACCAGAACCGCUGCCUGCCGCAGGAGUACGUGUGCGACGGCCACCUGGACUGCAUGGACCAGGCGGACGAGGCCUCGUGCGAACGGUGCGGUCCGGACGAGAUCUACUGCGGGGAUAGCCAGUGCAUCGGUACCAAGCACAUAUGCGACGGGAUCAUCGACUGCCCCUACGGCCAGGAUGAGCGCAAUUGCUUGAGGCUGAGCGAGCGGAACGGCGAUGUGGGCACUGGGGUUCUGGAGGUCUAUCGCAUUGGUCAGCGGCAGUGGAUGCCCGCCUGUGUGAAGAACUGGGAUCGGGCGGUCUCGCCCAGUGCCGUUUGCUCCAUUCUGGGCUACUCCGCGGUGAAUGCCACCAGUGUCCUGACCCAACGUACUCAUCGCCCGCUUCUGGCCUCGGUUAACGUGUCCACCGACAUUUGGAAGAUGUACGCCAAGAGGAAGUCAACCUUGAUGCAGGAGUUCGCCAACUGCAAGAAGUCAGAGGACUAUCCCAUGGCCGAGCUCACGUGCUCCAACUACGAGUGUGGCCGAGUGAAGCGGGGCAGGCACAAGCCUUCGAGGAGGAUCAUAGGAGGAACCCAGGCCAGUCCCGGCAACUGGCCAUUCCUGGCCGCCAUAUUGGGCGGUCCGGAGAAGAUCUUCUACUGCGCUGGGGUUCUUAUAUCGGAUCAAUGGGUGCUCACGGCCUCGCAUUGCGUGGGAAACUAUAGCGUGAUCGACCUGGAGGACUGGACCAUUCAGCUGGGCGUUACGCGUCGCAACUCCUUCACCUACUCGGGUCAGAAGGUCAAGGUCAAGGCUGUCAUCCCCCAUCCGCAGUACAACAUGGCCAUUGCCCACGACAAUGACAUAGCCCUUUUUCAGCUCUCCACACGCGUUGCCUUCCAUGAGCACCUUUUGCCAGUGUGUUUGCCGCCACCGAGCGUGAGGAGUCUGCAUCCUGGCACCCUGUGCACCGUCAUCGGCUGGGGCAAGCGGGAGGACAAGGAUCCCAAGUCCACGUACGAGUUCAUAGUGAACGAGGUGCAGGUGCCCAUCAUCACGCACAACCAGUGCGACGAGUGGCUGGACAACCUGACUGUGUCGGAGGGCAUGGUCUGUGCCGGAUUCGAUGAUGGCGGCAAGGAUGCCUGUCAGGGCGACUCGGGCGGUCCGCUGUUGUGUCCGUAUCCGGGGGAGAAGGACCGCUGGUUUGUGGGCGGCAUCGUGUCCUGGGGCAUUAUGUGCGCCCAUCCCCGUCUGCCCGGCGUCUACGCCAACGUGGUACAGUAUGUGCCCUGGAUCCAGGAGCAGAUCGCGAAGCACACACGCCCCAUCAACGAGGAUCGGGUGAACAAGUACGACCUGCAUCCCGGUGGACCCGACAUCCUGUCCAAAAUAGCCACCGACCCAAUGCACGAGGGUAAGCCCCACCACUUCAGCCACUCCAGGACGUCGUCCAAAAACUAAUCCUGGCCACGAGGAAGGGCCAGAGUCAAGUCACACUGGAACCGAGCAUAUCCACGAAACGAUUGCACAAAGUACUAGACAUAUGAAACAAACGAAACACAGAACCGAUGGAUCCUGCGGGAUGCAUAGAUAUAUUUUGCUACUGAACUUAGGGUAUUAGCCAGCCGGCUAGCACCGAUUUGGGCAACAUAAUCAUGUGUCAAUUUGCCGAAUUUAUUUGUCAAUUUUUUACAAAGAGAUUUUUAUGAACCUAUGUAAAAUCCAAUGAAAUUAAUAACCCAGACAGACGGAACAAUUAGCCCCAGGCGCCAGGCGGGUGAAACUAUAUGUCAAUACAUACGCGAUUUAUAUAUUUACAAGUAAACCAAGAUAAGCGUUACGUACCCGAUAUCUAACCACUCGAUAAAUGUGUCUAAAUACCCCGAAAUCCAGACAAUAAUUCGAUUUUGUAGAUUAACUUUGUGUUUGAAGAGUUCCGGAAAAUGAAACAUGUCUUAUUAUAAGUGAAACCAAAUUACGACAAACGAAGAGAAAUUCAGAAACAAUAUUGUGAAGUAUAGUAGUAGAAUCACAGCUAUUGAGUGUUGACAAUUAAACAGGAAAUAAGCAAAUCAAAUGUAGAAAAUGUGUAACUAUAACUAAACCAAAGAGAAACAAGGAAAAUUUGCUGAUCUUGGGCAUUUGAUGGACGUGGCCCUGAGCUCCUCUCCAAAUAUGCAGUCUUACAACAAAGAGUCUAUCGAGGAAUAGCAAAGUGCAGUUGACAAUAAUGAGAAAUGCACAAUAAGCAAGAAAUUGUAUCUAGCCGUAAGUCAUGAAAAUAAUAUGUAACUAAAAUGCGUGGGUUUCAGCUUUAAAGAACACAAAAAGAAUGGUAUAAUAGCAGACGACGGAAGUCGGAAGGGCAGGCAGAAGGACUAUACUUAUACACAUAGCAUACGAAUCGUACUAUUUACGCGGUGAACUCGGAAGGUAUAGACGCUUCGAUAGUGGUCACGUCAAUGUAACUUAAUAUUUAGAACUAUUUACACGCCAGCGCAACUCGUUUGUCACGCCCCACUUAGACUGGCCGCUUUAGCCGAAGCUCAAGGCAACGCCCCUGAUCGCGACCCCCACCCAUCCGUAACCCCGGUGGCCAUCUGGAGUUCGUGGGCACUACGAUUUAGCAGGGGUACCGCACGGGAAUGAAUAUAAAAUACGCGUAACUAAAGACUCAAAAUUGGUUGUUUCAACACACACACGGUACACGAACACACACACUCUUGAGCUUCGCGAUGUGUACAGCUUUGAUAUUGUUUUCGAGCACCGGAACCGGAAGCCAGAGUGGGUCGGCACUCCGCGGCUCGAUGUUUUAACUUAUCGUUUCUAGCUAAAACCUGUUGAAAUGCUUUAGACAAGAGAUUGCAAACGUAUAACCGAUAACUACUAGCUCUAGUUGGACAUACUAUGCCUAAAUAUAUAUAUAUGCAUGUUUUGUACAAUCAGUUUACAUGUGGAAAGUAUUACUAGUCUUAACGGGGGGUUAAAUGAAGCGCAUAUUACACAAGGCACACGAUGUUUCGGGCGGAACAUGAACACAAACCAAUAUGUAACUGAAAUAUAUACAAGAAAUAUACAUAUAACGGAUACAUAUAUUCUAUAUAUAUAUUGUAGUGGUAGCUAUUAAGCAGAUGUGAUGGUGUCUAAAUUUAUACAUGCAUAUUACCAAGCGGUAGCUGGAAAGCUUAGAUAUACUCGGGACAAAUCUGUGGGCUGUUCUGGACCGAGCACACUACUAUAACGACAGAACACAGCGGACAGAUCCAGGACAAUGCAAACUUAUAAAGAUAUACCCAUAUCACAGAGAUUGUGCUUACUUCGAUAUUGUGUGCUGCAUGAACCUCCACACAUCGGUGGGUUCCCGAGGUCCUCAGAAACACCUCCGCUCUAUACCCUUGUGUUUGAACUCAGGCGAAGUCAGUAAGCCGCUCUUCACCCUUUCAGUUUCCCGGGGUCCACUCCCCCUGUGCAUUUACGAUCUGAUCACUGAUCAUGGCGAGCUAUUUUUAUACACCCCAUGCUCCAGGCUACUAUCAAAACGCUUAGCUUUAUGUACAUUUAGUCUAAAUCGAACGCAACCCAUAUACUAUAUAUAUUGUAGAUGUAAAAUGCUUAGCAUUGGCGAGUGGAGUGAGUGAACUAAUUUACACGUGGCACGGAUAGCAGAAUAGAUAAUUUCUAAGUACAAUACGCAUACAAUCAACACGCAAACUCAGAACCGCACAAGUCCCACAUCUUAGUUGAAUUUCUGCGCUUGAAGGGCAUUCGGCCCCAAAGGAUUCGAUUCAGUUCCGCAUGCUCCAUGUGCUUGGGAGGACACUACAUAUACUCAAGCCCAAAAAAAAAAUAAAAACCUAAGAAAACAAGAAAUUGUAGCGAAAAGUUAUGUGUAAAAUGUAGCAAAAUCUAAAACCAGAAGCUGAUUAACAAACUAGUUGAAUUUACAUGUGUCGCGAAAAUAAAGAAGCAUAGUAUAUGUACUCAAGUAUCAGAAUAUUAUAUUUAAAUGUUUGAAGAUGAUCAUUUGAUGAGAAGCACUUGUUAUUUAUGCACAGACGGAACUUUGUGAAGAAUUUACAAGAACAAACUUUGACAAUAAAAAGACAAACUGAAUUUUUUCCCGUGAGCUGGUCAAGCGCAUCGGAAGCAUUGAGAAUUUAUGAAAAGUUUUACAUUCAGAUUUUGAAGUUUUGACGCGAAUCAGAGAAUAUUGUUGAACAUUUAUUUUGGCAAACAAAGAGAGAGGAACCAUGACAAUAAGGCAGUGUCCUACAAUAACUGGGAGAGUGCAGUAUCCUAAAUGUAACUACAUAAACUACACACAGAACACGUAUAACCAACUAAAUGCUAAAAGCAACAUGUCAUACAAUACAUGAUAUAUACUUACACACAUAUAUUAUAUAAAUGUUGGAAAAUAAAUGUAUAAAACCAUA
Drosophila biarmipes is the source of this 8181-nucleotide messenger RNA. RefSeq lists its product as uncharacterized. NCBI's taxonomy places the organism in Eukaryota, Metazoa, Arthropoda, Insecta, Diptera, Drosophilidae. The record is from RefSeq and is a predicted model, not a curated record. Gene Ontology annotation, cellular component: membrane. Gene Ontology annotation, molecular function: serine-type endopeptidase activity; protein binding. The coding region runs from base 1013 to 5209 and encodes 1398 amino acids. Gene Ontology annotation, biological process: proteolysis. The transcript is spliced from 14 exons.